CGAUCAACAAUAAAAAAAAGCGAGAAAGAAACGGAGAAGAAGAGAACUGCAAAACUAUAAAAACCGAAAGAAACUGUAAAAAAUAAAUGCUAAAGGUGGUUAUUUUUUUUGUAAAGCAAUAAUGAAAUCUUAUGCGAGAAUAGUGAAGUGUUAAUCGUAACGCAGCAAAUCGCUGCCGCUGCGUUGCUUGCGCUUGCAAAAAGAACAUUAAAUCGCCUGGCAAGAAGAAGAGCGGAACGGAGCAAAGUGUGUGUGUGUGCGUGUGUGAAUAGACAACAACAAGAGACUUGAAGUGAAGUUCAAAUGCAAUGGAACUGCAUAAUUCAUCUAGAUAAAUAUCAGUAGCAAUCAGCAAAUAAAAACUUUAGUUUAGUUUACUUUUUACAUUGUUGUUUUGCUGCCGCUGCAGGUGCGCGCUUCAAUAGCAACAACAACACGACACGCACGACGACGCUGCCAACAACGCUGACGACAUGCGCGCGUAGAGUUGCCAGCUGCAAAUUGCAAAUUGUGUUUUCCUCGAAAUUGUGCACUUUUUAGUGAAGAAAAUGAUGAAUUGGUUCAUUAGCUCCCGCCGAUUCCAGUUGCUGUCUCCCUUGAUUGGACAUUCCGAAACGAAGUAAAACAGUCUCAGCAUCUGCAUCUUCAUUUCAAAUAUUCAUAUCCAAGUGCAAUUGUUAAAUCCAACCCAGCGCAGAGAUCAGACACGGUCUUUGUUUUAGUGCUCAAUCAAAAACACUUUUUCAACCGCGUUGUGGUCUCCAUUGUGAGAUCAACGACGCCGCUUAAAUAAAUUUUCCUUCUCCGACGUUGAAAAAAAGCUGCCACCAUUCGGAAAAAAAACACCUCCAAUAUGACCCACAAUCUCGGUAUGGCGCCGUAUCGAUUGCCGGGUCCAGCAGGCGGACUAUGUCCGCCUGACUUCAAGCCGCCGCCUCCAUCGGAUAUCAUCUCGGCGCCGAGUAAUCCGAAAAAGAGGCGAAAAACCUCAAAUGCGGCUAACUCGGCUGCGGCUGCUGCAGCAGCGGCGGCUGCAGCUGCGGCCGCUGCCGCCAAUUCCAUGCAACAACAGCAGCAGCAAUCGGCUCCACCAACGCCGCAAGAUCUCCUACCGCCACCACCAAUGGGCGGGUUUGGGGACACGAUAGUCGCCUCCAAUCCUUUUGAUGACAGCCCUCAGAUAUCGGCUAUGUCUAGCUCGGCAGCGGCUGCUAUGGCGGCUAUGAACCAGAUGGGUGCAGCAGGCGGUCCAGGAGGUCCGGGCCACUUUGGAGGUGGCCACCCACAUCCACAUUGGGAGGAUCGCAUGCACAUGCAUCCUCACAUGCAUCCACAUCAUCCAGGCGGUCCGAUGGGACAUCCACAUGGACCACAUCAUAUGGGUGGACCGCCCAUGCGCGGCAUGAGUCCAAUGCAUCCGCAUUCGAUGGGACCGGGACCAGGUGUUGGUUUGCCGCCGCAUAUGAAUCAUGGUCGGCCCGGUCCUGGCGGUCCUGUUCCCAUGGGUAGUCCAAUGGGAGGGAUGGCUGGCAUGGGUGGAAUGAGUCCAAUGGGAAAUAUGGGCGGACCAAGCAUAUCACCACAUCACAUGGGCAUGGGAGGAUUAUCGCCAAUGGGUGGUGGUCCCAACGGACCCAACCCCCGAGCUAUGCAGGGUUCACCGAUGGGAGGAGCAGCUGGCGGUGGUCCUGGUCAGAAUUCACCGAUGAAUUCAUUACCGAUGGGCUCUCCAAUGGGUAAUCAUCCCAUAGGUAGCCCAUUAGGCCCACCGCCCGGAGCUGGACCACAGCAACAGCAGCAGCAACAACAACAGCAACAACCUCCGCAGCCACCCAUGAAUAAUGGACAAAUGGGUCCUCCUCCUUUGCACAGUCCUCUUGGCAAUGGUCCUGCGAGUCAUGGCAAUCAUAUGCCUGGUGGGCCAGGUCCGGGACCAGGUCCUGGGCCAGGCAAUCUAGUCGGGCCUGGAGGCAUUUCUCCCGCGAAUAGCAACAACAACUCUGGCGGGGGUGGAGGCGGUCCAGGAAUUAGCAAUACUCCCAACAACAACAGCAACAAUAAUGGCAACAACAAUCAAAAUCCUCAUUUAUCCCCGGCCGGUGUCCGUCUAGGUAUGCCCACGUCAAUGCAGUCAAACGGUCCUUCAUCAUCGUCUGCGUCCACGUCCUCAUCAUCGUCGUCCUCGACGGCCGCAUCAGCUAUCACAGUCCCGCCUACAUCAUCGUCGUCGGCGACAGCCACAUCGAUGUCAACGUCAGUGCCUACAUCCUCGCCAGCGCCGCCCGCCAUGUCACCGCACCAUUCACUGAACAGUGCCGGUCCCAGUCCAGGCAUGCCCAAUACGGGACCCAGUCCUCUGCAAUCGCCAAUUGCCGGGCCCAAUGGACCCAAUAAUAACAAUGGUCCCAUGAUGGGUCAGCAGAUGAACCCUAAUGUUCCUAUGCAGCAGCAGCAACAGCAGCAGCACAUGAGUGGCUUACCGCCUGGCCACGGCCCUGGACCCGGAAUGGGAAUGAAUCAAAUGCUGCCGCCACAGCAGCCGUCUCAUUUAGGUCCACCACAUCACCCGCAGCUAAUGAAUCACCCGCAUCAUCAUCCGGGUGGAAUGCCACCACAUAUGAUGGGUCCAGGAGGCAUGCAUGGACCCGGCGGCAUGCCACACAUGGGCGGCGGACCCAAUCCGCACAUGAUGGGUGGUGCAGGACCGCAUAUGGGUCACGGACACAUGGGAGGCGUGCCCGGACCGGGUCCAGGUCCAGGCGGUAUGAAUGGCCCCCCGCAUCCUCAUAUGCCGCCUCAUGGACAUCCCCAUCAUCCACAUCAUCACCAUCACAAUCCAAUGGGUGGUCCCGGCGGCCCGAAUAUGUUUAGUGGCGGCGGCGGGGGAGGAGGAGGACCAAUGGGUCCCGGUGGUCCUAUGGGGAAUAUGGGCCCAAUGAGCGGUCCAAUGGGUGGCGUAGGGCCAAUGGGCGUAGGGCCCAAGCCGAUGACAAUGAGUGGCGGUAAAAUGUAUCCACCGGGUCAGCCGAUGGUCUUUAAUCCCCAAAAUCCGAAUGCACCGCCUAUAUAUCCGUGUGGUAUGUGCCACAAAGAGGUUAACGACAACGACGAGGCCGUCUUCUGUGAAUCUGGUUGUAAUUUCUUCUUUCAUAGAUCCUGUGUAGGCCUAUCGGAGGCGGCCUUCCAAAUGCUCAACAAGGAGGUGUUUGCGGAGUGGUGCUGUGACAAGUGCGUGAAUUCCAAACAUAUACCCAUGGUCAAGUUCAAAUGCUAAGGCUAAUGCUGAGGAAAAGAACACCUAUGACAAAGCUCAACUUACACUCGUAGACGGAAAAGGAGACGCAUAUGAUAAGGGCAAUCAAACAGCAGCUAGCACCACUCACUCACUGUAUAAAUAUCCAAGCAUUAACUAUAUCAUAAUUUAGCAAUUAAGUCGCUCAAUAGUCAAGAAUCCCCAUGACCCUCCCUCCCACACUCUUACUAUCUCUACCUAUUUACCUAACCCGCCCAGCCACUCCACGCCCACCCAAACUCAACGAAUGCACUAUAAGAAAGAACCAACCGAUGUGCCGGAGAAGUGUUGUGACCUUUGGCUCCGGACCGGUACUAUUACGUGAAUGCUUGAAAGCAAAAUGCAUUAUGAAAAUGCUAAUGUAAACCCUAACGAAAUAUGUUAAUUGUAAAAUAGAUUAAACACAUAUAUAAACAAAAAAAGAAUGUUGGAAUCGGAAUUCGGAUAUGGCAACGGAAAUGUAAAACUUAGAAAUUAGAUUUAAAUAAAAAAAAGAGAAGAAAACAUAACUUUAAUACACACACACACACCCACACACAAACACACAGAGACAAAAUCUUAAUUUGUAUUAUAAACCAAAAUUUUCAUGAAAUUAUCAAACAGCAUUAAAGUAAAACCAAAUUCGGACAUUUUUUUGUUUGAAUAAUAAAUGCUCCACAAUCAUGUCAGAUAAACACACAAAUACAAAUAUGAAAAAUAUACAAAAUAUCUAAAUAACAUAUUCAGACACACCUUGCGACAAUGUCUCUAUAUAUACAUAUAUAUAUUGAUGUAUUGUAAAAACCUUGUAACUUCAUGAAAUUAUCAUUGUGUGCAUGCGUUCAAUUGAUUGAUUGAUUUAUAUAUACACCAUAUAUAUAUAUGUAUAUUUUUAUCUUUUCUGCGUGUGGAUGGAUCUUGAAUAAUACAAAUUUUUAAUCUUGAUUGAAUUUAAAAUGUGUGUGCGAAUGAGAAAUAUAGAGUAUGUUAGCAAAGCAGAUGAAAAAAAAAACACAAAACACAAAAAAACAUUUUACGAUAUACUAAAACGAUGUGGGAUAAUAUAUCAAUAUCGAACAAAAAGCAUAAAAGAAAGGCACAAGAAAUUCGAAAUUACAUUGAGCAAAGAGGGAAAUUUUUUGUAAUUAAAGAUAAGAGAACAAUACGCAAGCUCAGCGAGUUGGAAGUAAUUGGGAAUUCGGAGAGAGAAUGAGAGAGAGAAAAAACAAACAUCAAGAAAACAAAAUUGUAAAAAUAGGAAAACAAAAUUACUAGAAUAUAUUGAAACUUUAAGUUAUUUAUAAUUAAAUAAAACUAUAAUAUUAAAUAAAGGUCAAUGAAGUUUAUAUAUAUACAUACAUACAUCUCGGAAUGUAAACAAAUGCUGAUCAUUUUAAGUAAAAGUAAAUUUACUGAGUUUCA
Molecule: messenger RNA, 4693 nt
Organism: Drosophila willistoni
Lineage: Eukaryota; Metazoa; Arthropoda; Insecta; Diptera; Drosophilidae
Gene: pygo
Product: protein pygopus
Exons: 3
Coding region: 854-3274 (806 amino acids)
Source: RefSeq, a predicted model, not a curated record